AGCGAUUAGGAGGAGCAGGAAAUACCGGUUAGCAGCUUUCCUUUUCUCUCGCGCUUCCUGGGUUGUCGAACCUCCCACGGCGGUCACCCUCGCUACUCGCUGCCCUGCACACACCAUUCAAAUCCGUGACCUGCACCUGCCGCCACCUGCCCAGCCCCUACAUGCGUGUACAAGGACUGCUUUACAGAUAUGACACCCCAAAGGAAAAUUCACCUGCUGCGCUUGGUCGUCCUGUUUAUCUUGGCAGUGGCUCUGAUCAAAUAUUUCCGCAGGCCUCGUCCUCCUCAGGUGAUACAGGCCGUCAAAGCACAUAAAAGCGAAGAAUUUUUCUGGGGGGCCGCGAAGGCCAGUUCUGAGAAUGAAAAUCGGGAUCUUCCCCCGGAGCCCCCGAAAGAAGAGAAAGUUGAGGUCAGCGUAAAAACCCAACAGAACGGCGGGCAACUUCCUCGCAAAGAUUUCAGCAACGUUCAGAUGAAGUUGGUGCACUUGGAUCUUAAAGGAGCCGCCCCGAAGCUCUCUUACUUUGAGCAGAUAUUUCCUCUCCUUUCCAAACUGGGAGCCAACGGCUUGCUGAUUGAAUAUGAAGACAUGUUCCCUUUCACUGGAGAGUUAGAAGUCCUGAGGUCUCCACAUGCUUACAGUGAGAGCGAUAUCAAGAAUAUUUUACAUUUAGCUGAAAUUAACAAACUAGAAGUGGUGCCUCUGGUUCAGACCUUUGGACACAUGGAGUUUGUUCUGAAGCACGAUAAGUUCAGAGGUUUGAGGGAGAUGGAGCAGUACCCCAACAGCCUGAACCCCCACAACGCAGACUCCUUACCUCUCGUGAAGAUGAUCCUGUCCCAGGUCCUAGACCAGCACCCAACGUCUAGCUGGAUCCACAUCGGUGCUGAUGAGGUCUAUCACCUCGGGGAAGGGCAGGAUUCCAAGGCUUGGCUCAACAGCAACAAGGGGGACUUGGGCAAGAUGUUCCUCACCUACAUCCAGGAGGUGGUGGCUUUCCUCCAUAGCAAGUACCCCGAUAAACAGCAGCUCAUGUGGGAUGACAUGCUUCGCAAGCUCAGCGUUGCCAGCAUUCAGGGCUCCGGAAUCAGCCAGCAUGUGUCCCCGGUCCUGUGGAUCUAUAGCCCACAUCUAAAUAUUGAACAAACAGAAACUCUUAUCUCCAAGUACCAAGAAAGCGGCUUUAAAUCCAUCUGGUUUGCGAGUGCCUUCAAAGGAGCGUCCACCGCGGACCAGAUGUGGACCCCGAUGUCUCUGCACGUGAAGAAUCACCAGCAGUGGAAGACGGUUAUCGACUCAAUGAAGUCCAAGUUCACCAGGAUCCGCUACGCGGGAAUAGCUUUGACUGGUUGGCAAAGGUACGAUCAUUAUUCGGUCCUGUGUGAGCUGCUGCCUGUGAGUAUCCCUUCCCUGGCCGUGUGCUUAGAGGUCCUUCAGCACGGAGACUUUAAUGAGAAAGUAAGGAAGGAAACAGCCAGUCUCCUGGGAUUUAAAGCCAUCGACAUCGAGACCAACACUUGCGAUGGGAACGGCGCGUUUCCCGGAGCUGAGAUUUAUAGUCUGGUGCAGAAAAUCCAUAAAGACUUGAAACAAAAAGUCCAGGAGCUCCUGGAGGGAGACGAAGAGAUCAGAGGCUGGUUUUCGCGUUACCAUCGGAAACAUCGUUUUGGAAAUCCACACAAAAUGGAGAAAUUCAGUUCCAAAUUGUUGAAGGCUCACGAGGAGUGGGAAUCGCUGACUCAGUCUUUGCGCACCCAGCUGGAGUCCAUUUACUUCCCCGACACCGUGGAGGAAUGGAUGGAGGAGAACGUGAACCCUCACCUGGACCUGUUACGAGAGGUGGUCAGAGACUUCCAGGAGAUCCUGAAGCUCAACGCCCAACCCAAGGCGCAGUCCAAGAAGUGAUGAGCGCCGGCUCGGCCCAGGCUUUCAUAAACCGAUGAACUCGCCAAAUAUAAACUCUGGAUUCGUUGAUAAGAGACAGGGAAGGGU
This is a messenger RNA of Spea bombifrons (plains spadefoot toad), 1992 nucleotides long. Its product is annotated as hexosaminidase D-like. NCBI's taxonomy places the organism in Eukaryota, Metazoa, Chordata, Amphibia, Anura, Pelobatidae. Gene Ontology annotation, molecular function: hexosaminidase activity. The coding region runs from base 190 to 1905 and encodes 571 amino acids. The record is from RefSeq and is a predicted model, not a curated record. Gene Ontology annotation, biological process: carbohydrate metabolic process. The transcript is spliced from 14 exons.